Molecule: messenger RNA, 2532 nt
Organism: Aureobasidium namibiae CBS 147.97
Lineage: Eukaryota; Fungi; Ascomycota; Dothideomycetes; Dothideales; Saccotheciaceae
Product: ras GEF
Exons: 4
Coding region: 1-2532 (843 amino acids)
Biological process (GO): Ras protein signal transduction; positive regulation of GTPase activity
Cellular component (GO): plasma membrane
Molecular function (GO): guanyl-nucleotide exchange factor activity
Source: RefSeq, a predicted model, not a curated record
AUGCCGGAACAGCGAUUCCAAGAACCAGACGGCUCAACAGCAUACCAGCUACAGCCAGGCCUGAGCGUCCCCUCCAGCACGCGGCCACACAUCCUGGCGCGCACCCACUCGUCGCCCAUCGCCACGGCGAGCCCUGCAGAUGACCACCACCAACACCAACAGCAGCAGCCAUGGCAGACAUUGCUGACGCCAGCAGCGCCGCAGACUGUGCGACUAGGCACAGAAGGCUUGGGCAUUGACGCCGAAAGCCGUUCCAACGGCUUCCUGCAGACCAACAACGAAGCCGAGCACCAAGUCAACAUUGCCAUCGUUGGCACUGUCGGCGUGGGAAAGUCAUCCUUCAUCCAGCAAUCCCUAGGUCUUGCCGUCCACCCGACAAGUCCCGUCACCUCCUGCCGCAUCGCUGUCGACAGCGCCUCUUUCUUGGUGCGCAUGCUGGAGUGCCAACUCGAAGACGUGAUCAUCGACAGAGACAACAGAAUCACCUGGCCCACAGACCCGCGCAUGCCCACUGUCGACGCCGCUUGCACCUUGUACGACGUCUCCAACAAAGACUCGUACCAAGACGUUCCUGUCGUCCUGAACGCGCUCGAGAAGGCGUCGAUCCCUUCGCUCCUUAUCUCAAACAAAUGCGACCGCUCCGAUCGCCAGCUCGACCCAAACAACAUCGAACACCGAGCAAAGGCCGUCCUCCGCUCCCUCAUCACUGUCCAGUCGUCCAUCUCGCAUGUCGACUCUCACUCAAAGGGAAUAACCAGCCUGCUGCAAGCUGUUUCCGUCCAGAGAGAUCCUGCCUUGUCUCGUCGUCGAACCAUAUCGUCCGCCCUCGCCUUCGGUCAUCCGACUCGAUCGAACCCACCUCCGAACCACGCCAGAGCAAGCUCCGUGCAGUCCAAUUCGAUGCGCAAAGACUCACGACACGACUCUACAACCAUGGCAACGAGUCCUCCAAAUCACCCGCAUAAGCCCAUCGACCUUGACUCAACAUUGGAUGAAGCGCGCGACGACAUGACUGAUUCUUCACACUCCGAACAUGCUUCUUCAUCCGAGGACGGUGGUCUCGACGUCGAUAGUCAGUCCGAAGCUCCCUCAGAUGAGCGUGGCUACUCUUUCGACAAUCUCGUUGACCGCCUUCUGAGGCUACCAAAAUCAAAAGCUGACACUCGUUUCGGUGCUGUCUUCCUUGCUCUCUACCGAACAUUUGCCGCCCCUGGUCAGUUGCUAGAAGCUAUAGUCCACCGUUUCGAAGCCCUAGAACAAGAAGAUGGUCCUUUCAUGACCAAAACAGUCUCGCAACUGCGCUAUCUCUCCGUCAUCGAGCAAUGGAUCGGCACUUAUCCGGGAGACUUUGCUCACAUCAAGACUCGACGUCGGAUGCGUACCUUUGUAGCCAAAUUGGCAAACACUCGCAUCUUCUCCGCCGCAGCGCGCGAGAUGAGUUGUGACCUGGACGUUGUGACAGAAGACGAUGAUACAAACUGGGCGUGCUGUGACUUGGACCGUGAGAAACGUGGCCUUCUAAGUCCUGAUCUAAGCUGGUCAUCUCGAGUCAGCACACUCUUGGAUGAUCCGGACUUUGACUUUGGCGACAAUCUUGGAAGUCUGUCUCUAGAUGGCGGCCAAAAUAGAAACCAAGUGCAUUCACUACAUACCGAUUUUGGUAUGCUCCAGACCGUCGACGCAGCGAGGAGGCAGGGCCCUUCGCUCGUGCCAGUGCCGAAAACUCCGAUUAGCAAAGCGCAUUGGCACAUGCUGAUGGAGACACCGACAGAUUCAAUUGCUUGUGAGCUGACACGGAUCGACUGGAUCAUGUUCAGUGCGGUUCGACCACGCGACCUGGUACGGCAUGUCUCGUUGUCUCAAACGCAGAAGGCCCAGUGCAAGUCGUUGGUGCACGUCAGUCGCAUGAUUGAUCACUUCAACCACGUUCGAGACUGGGUAGCCAACUUGAUCUUACUCAGAGAAAAGGCCAAACAUCGAGUUCUGAUGUUGGAAAAGCUUAUGCAUGUCGCUCGCAAGUUGCGAGAGAUGAACAACUACAAUUCGUUAGGAGCAUUCCUCGCCGGCGUCAGCAGUGCUGCUGUACAGCGACUCGCAGCUACUCGAGAGCUGGUGUCCCCAGAAACUGGCAAAGAUUGGAUGAAGUUGGAGAUCUUGAUGUCCCCUACAAAAUCAUACUCAGCUUAUCGACUGGCUUGGGAAAACUCAAGCGGAGAGAGAAUACCAUUCCUUCCCCUGCCAAUCAGAGAUCUUGUCGCUGCCGCAGAAGGCAACAAGACGUACAUCGGCGAUGAGGUCAAUGGAAGAAUCAACUGGCGCAAGUUCGAAGUCAUGGGAGAGACAAUGGUUGGGAUUCAGAGAGCUCAAGGCCUGCCUUACAGAAACUCGAUGCUCGGCCCCAGGAACGAUGAGUUAAGAGCCUUGAUUCUGAACAGCAACAUGAUCAGAGACGAUGAGGUCCUCUAUGAACGCAGCUGCUUCGUCGAGAACGCAGACAGAAGAGGACUACGCGAACUCUUCAGACGCGCGUAG